Echinops telfairi (small Madagascar hedgehog) is the source of this 1222-nucleotide messenger RNA. It is a transcript of the gene SEPTIN12, whose product is annotated as septin 12. The record is from RefSeq and is a predicted model, not a curated record. Gene Ontology annotation, biological process: cytoskeleton-dependent cytokinesis. Gene Ontology annotation, cellular component: microtubule cytoskeleton; septin complex; cell division site. Gene Ontology annotation, molecular function: GTP binding; GTPase activity; molecular adaptor activity. The transcript has 9 exons. Lineage: Eukaryota; Metazoa; Chordata; Mammalia; Afrosoricida; Tenrecidae. The coding region runs from base 16 to 1095 and encodes 359 amino acids.
CAUCCCCUCGGCUCCAUGGACCCCAUGAGAGGGUCCCCGUCCCCCUGCUCCUCGCGGCCCCCCAGCCCCAGGAGCCCGGUCUGUGGUGAGAAGCUCAGCAGCUACGUGGGCAUCGAGGCCGUUCUGGACCAGCUCAAGAUCAAAGCCAUGAAGAUGGGGUUUGAGUUCAACAUCAUGGUGGUGGGGCAGAGCGGCCUGGGAAAGUCCACCAUGGUCAACACCCUGUUCAAGUCCAAGGUGUGGAAGUCCAGCCCGCAGGGCCUGGGGGGGCCCACACCUCAGACGCUGCAACUGCAGUCGGUGACCCAUGUGAUUGAGGAGAAGGGCGUGAAACUGAAGCUCACAGUGACCGACACACCCGGCUUCGGGGACCAGAUCAAUAAUGACAAAUGCUGGGACCCCAUCCUGGGCUACAUCAACGAGCAGUAUGAGCGGUACCUUCAGGAGGAGAUCCUCAUUACCCGGCAGCGUCACAUCCCCGACACCCGAGUGCACUGCUGCGUGUACUUUGUGCCUCCCACUGGGCACUGCCUGCGGCCCCUAGACAUUGAGUUCCUGCAGCGGCUGUGCAGGGCGGUGAACGUCGUGCCGGUGAUCGCCAGGGCCGACAGCCUGACCCUGGAGGAGCGAGAAGCCUUCAGGCAAAGGAUCCAGCACAACCUGAAGAUGCACAGAAUUGACGUGUACCCGCAGAAGUGCUUUGACGAGGAGAUCAAUGACAAGCUUCUCAAUAGCAAGAUCCGGGAUCGGAUCCCGUUCGCAGUGGUCGGGGCCGACCGAGAGCACAUCGUGAAUGGGAGGUGUGUCCUGGGCCGGAAGACCAAGUGGGGCAUCGUCGAAGUGGAGAACAUCGCCCAUUGUGAGUUUCCCUUGCUGAGAGACCUGCUCAUCCGCUCCCACCUGCAGGACUUGAAGGACAUCACCCACAACGUGCACUAUGAGAAUUACCGUGUCCUCCGGCUCAAUGAGAGCCACUCACUGCCCCGAGGGCCCGGCUGGGUAAACCUGAGCCCUGCACCUUCCGGGUGCCCCCUGCUCAUGCACAAGCCCUCCAAGGCCCAUAGAAGAGUCCAGGAAGACUCAGAUGACGACUGAGCACUCCCCACCCCAUACCUGCGCUUCCCUGUGUACUAGAGCUUCUAUUAAAGGUGGACAUUGCUUCUCAUGCAAAGCUGUGCUUUGCAGACCAAUGGCACUUGGUAAAUGGCUUCUUUUGAGCUUU